AUGGAGCCAAUGCAACGAGCGAACGCACGCGACAUCUUUUCCGACAUCGACUACAAGGACUAUAUCAGUGAACCAUCUCCUUCAGUCGUUCAAACCGUCAAGGACCUCGUCGAUGAGCUACUAUGGAAGUACACCUCCGUCCUGAUGGCCCAGCCUUUCGAGGUUGCAAAGACGAUUUUGCAGGUCCGGAGUCACGAUGACGUGACUUUGGCCGCAGUACCGACGCCCCUGGCCACGCCUGUCUCCGAGAGAAGGCGUUCUGGCUAUGGCAAUACGACAUAUGACGAAGCCGAUUCGGACUCGGAUCUCGACGAGCCUGCCUACUUCACCUCCAACGUCCCGAGCACACCGACCCCGUCCUACUCCAGGGACCAUCGGAGCCGCCAGUCUCCCUCCGCCUCCACUCCUCCACAGACGCCAGCAGCGAAGCAGCAGGCCGUGCCGCCUCAUCAGAUUACAAUCCGUCGAUCCGACUCGCUGAUGGAAGUCAUCGGCCAACUGUGGCAAAAGGAGGGAGCUUGGGGUGUGUGGAAGGGAUCGAAUGCAACGUUCCUAUACUCUGUGCUCUCUUCGCUGUUGGAAAACUGGUCCAGAAGUGCUCUGAGUGCAUUAUUCAACGUGCCAGAUCUCGGUGUCAAGGAGGAUAUUGAUCGGCUAAUUGAUAUUGCCUCGCCCUAUCCGUGGGCCUCCCUGUGCGUUGCCGCUGCUGCGGCCGUUGCAACGGGCCUCAUUCUCGCACCUCUGGACCUGGGGUCGAGGAGAACGCUUUCGACUCUGCGAGCUCUCCCAUCCUACGUCUGCCCCUAUUCGCUCGCCAUCCCCACGAUCUUCCAUUCGCUCAUCCACCCCAUCCUCACACUAUCGACACCACUUGUCCUGCGGACUAGAUUCCUUAUCGACAGCCGCGUUUCUCCCACUACAUUCUCAGUUGCCAAGUUCUGCGCUUCCUCGGUAGCAUUGUUCGUCAAGCUUCCUCUCGAGACAGUCCUCCGGCGCGGCCAAGUUGCCGUCCUCUCCACCCCCGCGCAUGUCCGGGCCUUAUCAGGCAAGGACCAGAAGCUCGAUACUAUCGUUCCGGCUGGGCCUUAUAAAGGUGUUCUCGGAACCAUGCUCUACAUUAUGAAUGAGGAAGGCACCCGGGCGAUCUCCACCGCGCCCGCACCGGUGAAGAAAGUCAGGGGCGGCAAGCCAAAGAUUGCAGAAACGGUCUACCGCAAGGGUCAAGGACUCGACGGCCUAUGGCGCGGCUGGAAGGUCUCCUGGUGGGGCCUGGUCGGACUUUGGACCGCCGGGGUCAUCGGGAACAGUGCCGAGGGUGAAUUCUAG
Colletotrichum fioriniae is the source of this 1326-nucleotide messenger RNA. The record is from RefSeq and is a predicted model, not a curated record. Lineage: Eukaryota; Fungi; Ascomycota; Sordariomycetes; Glomerellales; Glomerellaceae.